AUUGAUUACAUCAUACAUGUAUAUUCUAAUAAAGUUUCACACAAUUUCAUCAUAAAUUUAUUGAUUAUUUACUCAUGUCUACCAAAACACACAAAACUCAAAACAAUGUCGAAUAAAAUCAAGAUUUGUAAAAUAUGUGGCGACAAAUCAAUCGGGUUUCAUUUCAAUGCAAUCACAUGUGAAUCGUGUAAAUCAUUUUUUCGUAGAAAUUCACAGAAAAAAUCGGAUCACUUUAGGUGCUAUUUGGGCAACAAUUGUAUUAUAAACAUUGAGACCAGAAACUCAUGCAAAAAAUGCCGUUUAGACAAGUGUUUCUCUGUCGGAAUGUCAACCGAUUUCUUUCACACCGAAGAGCAAAAGCGGAUGAGAAAAGUGAGAAACAAAAACACAGAGACUAUGAGCCCUAAAAGCGACGGCAUUAGUGAGGAUAGUAUGGUCUCGACGUCGAGCCUGUCCUCAGAGGCCGACGCUAUAAUCGCCGAGAUUUUCAACGAAGAAAGCCAUGUAUCAGACAAUGAGUCCAUGGGUUACGCUUCUGACACCACGGCAUACAAGUGCGAGCUAUCAGUUGUGCCAAUCGUAAGACCGAUCGGCGAUUGUAUCCCAAAUUUUAAUGAAUUAGAGGUACAAAAGUUGCGCGAAUUGUUGAAUGCCAUCAAUAGUAUGAUCGCUCCGACCGCCGACACCGACACCCCUAUAGUACUGACCAAUGAAUGGGACGCCAAGAAUGCGAUGAUCAUGAAAAAUGAUUUGCAAAUUGCAAACAUUGUCAAAAUGUCCAAAUGUUUGACCACGUUUAACGCUCUGUGCGAAAACGAUCGCAUUGUAUUGAUUACGUACGGCUCGAUGGAGAUCGGUGUGCUCAGGGACUUUAUCCGAGAUAUUGGUCUCGACUACGAUUCCGACCCAAUGAUCAUUAAUUUGACACCAACAGAAUAUCUAUAUUUAUUUAUUACAACGAUAUUUGCAAAUAAAAUAUCGGUCCGAUUUACUGAUGAACGCAAAGCUAUUGAGAUUUAAAACGAAUUUAAAACAAUUAAAUGAAAUAGGUGAAAUGAUAAUCAACAUCUCUAAUCCUAUGGAUUUAA
This is a messenger RNA of Medioppia subpectinata, 1088 nucleotides long. The record is from the annotation of a GenBank genome assembly. Lineage: Eukaryota; Metazoa; Arthropoda; Arachnida; Sarcoptiformes; Oppiidae.